Molecule: messenger RNA, 1375 nt
Organism: Tyto alba (common barn owl)
Lineage: Eukaryota; Metazoa; Chordata; Aves; Strigiformes; Tytonidae
Product: class I histocompatibility antigen, F10 alpha chain
Exons: 8
Coding region: 73-1131 (352 amino acids)
Biological process (GO): immune response
Cellular component (GO): external side of plasma membrane
Source: RefSeq, a predicted model, not a curated record
GCCCAAUAGCGGCAGAGGGGCGGGGCUUGUGGCGGAGCUCAGUGUGGGGCCGGAGCGGAGCGGAGCGGAGCGAUGGGGCCGGGGCCGGGGCUGCUGCUGCUGCUGCUGCUGGGGGUCCUCGGCGGGGCGGCGAGCGGGCCCCACUCCCUGCGCUACUUUGACAUUUCGGUGUCGGAGCCCAGCCCGGGGGUGCCCCAGUACAUGUAUGUGGGGUACGUGGAUGGGAACCCCAUCGCACGCUACGACAGCGAGAUGCGCAGGGUGGAGCCCCGGGCGGACUGGAUGGCGGCAAACCUGGAUCAGCAGUACUGGGACAGCCAGACCCAGAUCUCACAGAGCAACCGGGAGAUCGACCGCGUGAACCUGGACACAGCGCGGGGCCGCUACAACCAGAGCGGGAGGGGUCUAACGCUGCAGCGGAUGUACGGCUGUGACAUCCUGGAGGACAACAGCACCAGGGGGGUUUAUCAGUAUGCCUACAAUGGGAGGGACUUCAUCGCCCUCGACAUGGACACGAUGACGUUCACCGCGGCGGACGCAGCGGCACAGAUCACCAAGAGGAAGUGGGAGGAGGACGGGACGUUUGCUGAGCAGACGCAGCACUACCUGGCGAACACGUGCAUUGAGUGGCUGAGGAAAUACGUGAGCUACGGGCAGGCCGUGCUGGGCAGGACAGAGCGCCCCGCGGUGCGAGUGUCGGGGAAGGAGGCCGAGGGGGUCCUGACCUUGCACUGCCGCGCCUACGGCUUCUACCCGCGGCCCAUCUCCGUCAGCUGGCUGAAGGGCGGCGAGGUCAGGGACCAGGAGACCCAGUGGGGCAGCGUCGCGCCCAACAGCGACGGCACCUACUACACCUGGGCCUCCAUCGAGGCCCGCCCCGAGGAGAAGGACAAGUACCGGUGCCGCGUGGAGCACGCCAGCCUGGCCGAGCCCGGCCUCUUCGCGUGGGAGCCGGAGUCCAACCUGUUGGUCAUCGUGCUGGGGGUGGUCGCCGCCGUCCUGGUCGCCGCCGCCAUCGUCGCCGGAUUUGCUGUGUGGAAGCAGAAGUCGGGGAAGAAGGUGAAGGGCUACGGCGUGGCGGCAGGCUCGGACGAGGGGUCCGGCAAGUUGGUCGCAGGAAUGACCGUCUGAGCGCUCGGCGAGGGGCCGGCGCGUGGCUGGGUGCGGCCCCCCGCCCUCUCAGCGGCUGGACGCAGAGGGAGGCCGCGGCUGCGGUGGUGGCUCUUCUGGCUGGUGGCCUUCCUUUUUUCUGAUCCUUUGGAAAUCGAGCACUGCAAUUAUUGCCAAGGAGCUUGAACUUUGAGGUCGUAACCGAUUGCUUUUGCUUCGCACAGAAUAAAUUCUGAGUCCCCCCCCGUGCAGGCUGUGCCUCCUC